GAAUGCAUGCACUGCCACAAGACCUUCAACUACAACAGCACCAAUGGCACUAGUGGCCUCCGCAAUCACCGGAGCAAGUGCAGCCCUGGGACUCAAAAGAGGCCAAGGCAGCAUGAGAAUACUCCCUUGCCAUAUAUACAGAAAAGCACAGCAGACCCAAAACAGAAGAAGCUCCCAUUCCUUGUAUCCAGCAAAAACAAAUGCAUGGGAACAUCAGAUGAAAUCCCUGAGCAGGAUCUUGCCUUCCUGGACACACAUACUGACAAGAAUGGGAAAAAACAGGAGGUUGAUCAGAAUGGGCCUCAUGAGGUACUUGCAGCACCUGAGCUUUCCACUGAUCAGCAAAAGAAUCAGAUUCAUGGGGAAACUUUAUUGCCUGAGCAGGACUUUCCUAAUGACUUGAGUCAGAAGAAUCAGAAGGUUGAUCAGAACUGUUCUCCCGAAGAACUUGUCAGAAUAUUGGCCAUACACGGGCUUCUACCAAGGAUUUUGGAGCAAGAUGGAUUCAGAAAGGCAGUCGCUUGCUUAAAUCCUAUGGUCAGUAUGCCAUCCCAUUAUGACUUCAUAGGGAACAUCUGUGACUUGUUUCAGCAAGAAAAGUCCAAGCUAAAGGACAAGUUAGCUGCUUUACAUAGUCGGGUUUGUUUGAGUGCUUAUAUCUGGAAUUAUGAUCCACACUUGGCCUUCUUGUGCUUGAGUGUUCACUACAUUGAUGAUGAAUGGGAGAAACAACAAAAGAUCAUCACAUUUUCUCCCGUGGACCCCUCUUGUGAUGCAAAAGAAUCUAGUAAUGUCAUAUUGGGGGCUAUUAGAGAAUGGGGUCUUCAUGACAAGGUUUUCAGCAUUAUAAUGGAUGAUGCUUUCAUUGAUGAUUCAGUAGCUUCAAAUGUCAAAGCCAGUCUACAGAAAUGGAGCGAAGCUGCUGCAAAUCUGAACUUGUUUGUAGUACGUUCUGCAACUCAUUUACUUGAUCAUGUUAUCCAGGUGGGACUGGAUGAACUUGACAGAAUCAUGGAGAAAUCAGCAAAGUGCCCCAAGUAUGCAAAGGGUUCCAACCGUGUAGCAGUACGUUAUCCCAACAGCAGAUAUGCACCAUCACCAAAAGACUGGAGAACGGCAAAUAAGAUUUGUGAAAUUUUGAGAGAUUUUCAUGAACACAUUGACUUGAUGCCAAACCUUCCUGGUCCAGCAGAUCUCUUUGGCACGCUGAGAAAAGUUUAUCGCAAGGCUGAUUUCGAGAGUCGAUAUGAGAGUGAUGAAGCAUUUUCCAAAGUGCUGGACAAGAUAAAACAGAAGUUUAAGGAACGCUGGAAACACUGUUUCUUGCAUUUCUGUAUGCCUAUGGUCAUGGAUCCUAAAUACAGUCUGAAAUGCAUCGAGCUCUUCAUUAAAGGCAACGAAAAGGAUGACUAUAUACAUGAAGUGUGUGAUACAUUUGUCAACCUCUUCAAUGAAUAUUUAGAUCAGGUGGAUUAUCCUCACUGCACUUCCAGGUCAGAAACUAGCAAGGGGACUGUUGAGAAUGCAGAUACGUUGUUGAGGUAUUAUCAGGACUCUAAGCACCAAUCUUGUGAGCGACCGUUGACUGAACUUGGCCAGUACCUGCAAGAAACCCGUCCUGCUUCAGGCAAGCCCAGUGUUCUCCAGUGGUGGAAGGAACAUAGCCUAACCUAUCCGACAAUUGCUCAGAUGGCACGCGAUAUUCUGGCACUACCAUGUAUUACUGCCUGCAAGGUAGCAACAAGAACUGCAGGACUAGCAAUGUGUGAGUCAGCUGACAAGAGCCGUAUUGAAAUGCUCGUAUGUACUCAAGAUUGGCUUACACCAGCCGGCAUGAGUAUUUAGAAAGAAUACUCCAUCCUUCCUAUUGUUCAGUGGAAGCUAGCAAGCUGCUGUCCUCAUUUACCGGUUUAUAGUCGCUGAAUAGGUGCUACUAGCAAUGGCUCAUUUUGUUGCCUCUUUGAUACAGGAUUCAACUACAAGAAACCACAUGUGCUGUGUCGAACUUGAAGCAAUCUUUUGUGUUUCGUUUAAUUACUGAUGGAGCUGUGUUGUAGUUUUUGUACGUAUCAGUAGUGUGGAGCCUGUCAGUAGUUCUUGCUUCUGGUUUCAGAUACUUUCUCCAAAAAGAAAAAAAUCAGAUGCUGUAACCUUAAGACAUGCUAUCUGAUCCUUGAUCAUACUCGUGUUCAGACAUUCA
Molecule: messenger RNA, 2200 nt
Organism: Panicum virgatum (switchgrass)
Lineage: Eukaryota; Viridiplantae; Streptophyta; Magnoliopsida; Poales; Poaceae
Product: zinc finger BED domain-containing protein RICESLEEPER 2-like
Exons: 3
Coding region: 7-1845 (612 amino acids)
Molecular function (GO): DNA binding; protein dimerization activity
Source: RefSeq, a predicted model, not a curated record